ACAACAAACACAAAGAUGUCCCGGGGAAUCGCGCGUCCCGGUCGGUGAGAUGCCGGUAACGGCGCAGAGAGGAUGCGGUGGCGGCGGCGGUGGCGAUGGGGGCGCGUGCUGCUGGCGCGUGUUGCUGCUCGCUGCAUCCGCGCUCGUGAUGCUGGUGGAGAGAGCGGCGCUGCUGUACUGUGUUGGGUUCUACCUAUGGGAGAAUGAGCUGUGGUUGGCUGGACUGACCUUUGCCCUCUUGUUGCCGGGGUCAUUGGUGCAGGUGUUGAGUUUCAGGUGGUACAAGGCAGACGGAGACAAACGCAUAUGCCACAAUUUCAUCUUACACAUACUUCACCUGGGCAUCUUCAAACGGUUGUGGGACUGCAGUGUGUGUGAGUGGACAGCUCAGGGCUCGUCGCAUGCGCAGGAGGUGAUGCAGCAUGCAGAUGCGUCUGCUCUGCGUCUUUUGGAGGUCUUAUUGAUGACAAUACCACAAACGUUUCUGCAGACGUAUGUGCUCACCGUUACCGGCUAUGGCCUCUCCUCUCCAGUCGCUCUGUGUGGUGGUGUGUGUUUGCUUUCGCUGUCCUGGGCGCUGAUGCUCUACAGCCGGGCGUGCGGUCUCAUUCGUCCAGGGCAUUUGCAGAUGCCACCGGCGGCUCUGCUGUGCCAGCUACUGUGGAGAACGAGCAUGUUGGCUGCCCGCUUUACCAGCCUCACCCUCUUCACCCGCACCUUCGGCUGUUGGGUCAUCGGGGUCGUGGCAUCUCAUUGGUUGAUCGCAGCGCUCUGGUUGGUCUCCCUGCAGACUGACAUAUAUGUGGGCCAGUGGUCGUGGCGUGUUUUUAACUUCAUUCUGGGAGGCGUGCACGUGUUCCUGUUUCUCAAUGUAAAGGACGGCCCCUCUCGAUUCCGAAUGGCAGGAUUCUAUACGGUGAUGUUUUUGGAAAAUGCUACACUGCUAUUGGCUGCUUCUGACCUCCUGACUGAUGCAUCGUGGGAUAGCCUGACUGUCCCCACUGUUGUUCUGUGUAGCUUUCUUCUCGGUCUGACCUCGCUGAUAUUGUACUAUCGUUUCCUGCAUCCCAAAUCCACUGAAAUCUCUCAGGGUCUGGGCCAGCAAGCGCACAUCGGCCGUGAGAUUCUUCAGCCGUUUGAUUCAUCCAUCUCUCUGGGAGACAAAAGUCUUCCACCCGCCCCUCUCCCUGUCUACUUCCCACCCUCUCACCCUUCUUUGUCUCUUUCUGGAAUUCCCAGUUCUCUGCUGGAGCAUCCUGGAAGCUGCGGUGUAAAACCGGAUAGUGGGUGCCAACACCAUCACUGGCUCCUGAUCCGUCUUGCCCUGAAAACCGGUGACCUUUCGAAAAUCAACAGGGCAUACGGAGCGGGGGGCAUGUCCAGAAUACUGGUGGUGGAUCGAAAAGGAGAGGAUGGGUGUGUGUCCACUUCCGAAAGCAGGGACAAUACGAUGGCACCGCUGUCCGACUCCAGAGAGGAGUUUGAGAGCAUGAGUGAAGCCAGGGACGAAGAGGAGGAGGAUCAAGAUGAGAGUCUAGAAAUGGAGAGUCCUUUGGAGUCGCUGGCUUCGGAGUGCAAGAGGAGCUCUCCGGAGGGUAAGUCUGUGUUCGAGGACAGUCCUGAACUGAAUUACUGCCCUACCGAAUCCAGCUCGACCUUAUACUUCAGUGCCGACCCACAAUCGCCCAGCAGCUCCAGUAACCCACGGCUGGAUCACAAGAUGCCCUUCAGUUUCGGUUCUGGUACUGGUCUAGAUAAUCUAGACGUGCUGAGCCCCAUUUCCACUGAUGGUGGGCUGCACAGGGAUCUUGUUAGGGGGCUUCUUGGCCGAGCUGGACCAUGCUACACCUCCACACCCGGACUGAAUGGACAAGGGCUUCCAGAGAGUUCUGUAACCCACAUCAGAGGCCCACGCAGGCAGGUCGUUCUCUCACGCAGAGGUCUGGAAGAGGACGCAGGAUUUUAACCAAAUUAACUUAAGCUUUAAUUUAUAAAAUGCAAGCAGAUGCAGCUUAAAAACUUGAACCUGGAUAUUUAAAGCAUAAGUGUGUAAUUUCUGUGCCACUAGUGCCAUCAAACAGAAUUGCAAAAAUAAACUCUAUUUUUAAACAGUUUUAGCAAUACACCCCAGGUCUGCUGUUGGUCGAACAAAUAGAUAGUCCUGUCCCAAACUCAACGCCAUUGGUUAAGUCAUUGUUGUUGUGUCGGGCAGGACGGGCCGCUCAAAAUAAACAGAGCAAUUUUUGUAGCGCCACAGAGAUACAGGGCCCUAUAUUAAGAGUCAGUGGGCAUGGCCAUUAAGAUUUGGUAUUUUAGUCCAAGCAUGUGGUAAGUCUAGGCGUAAUUGGGUUUGGUGAAAUUGUGCACGCAAAGCGCUAAUGGGCUGGGUCAAGUGCAAUUUAAUUCUGAGGUUCUUCUCCGGUUAUUGCACCGUCUGCGUCCUAUUAUGUAGUCCAUUCCCUGUCAAGCACUAGCAAAAUAAACAAAGACGACAUUCAUAAAAUGUUGGUAGUGUGAAUUGACUAUGCAAUUAAUUAAAAGAAAUAUGCACUUUCGUUAUUUUGUGCUUUAACUGUGUCCUUUGCAUAUUUCUAUGACAGUGACACGCCCCUUUUAUAUGCACCGAAAAUGUUGUUCAGGAUUUGGGUGUAGGCUCCUUUAAAAUUAUAGAUACCGUAAUGUAAGUAUUGUUAAUCAUAUUGAUCAAGUGACACACAAAUAAUGGCUAGUGUUAACAGUGAUUGUAUCAGCCUUCCAGGUUAGAUUGUGGAUCAAGGGAUUGUUUUUUUCAUGCACUUCGCUUCUACCAGUCGAUUUUGCUUAAAAAAAGAAAUAAAUUUUUUGAAACAUGAAAAACUUAAACCGAAAAUAUUUCUAAAUUCAAAUUACAUUUCAAACUAAAUUAAAAUAUAAUAAAAAUGACCUCCCCGAUUCCAAACUGUCAGAGAAUGCAGAGGUAGGACCCAAAAGCAAACUUUUAAAAAACAAAGGAUUUAUUAAUAUAACCAAAAGGGGAAAAAACAAACCAAAACUCUCACAGGGUGGAAAAACAAUCAUAAACUACCCCGUAGGGGAAUAAUACAAUGCUCUCACAAGACAACAAAACACCUGAAUGGCAUGAGCGCACAUUGGCAAGACAAUAAGGCAAUAAACGUCCAUGCCAACCGACAAAUAAGAUGAGAGAAUGCGUAGCAACUGCAAACAAAGAGAUGCCACGCAUUCUCACACUAAACAAAACCUGAGCAUACAUGCAUGCAACAGGUGACAAAAACAAGACAGGACACCUGUGUGAGAGUUCAGCCACAAACACACGCCCGACACCUUAGACCGAAGUGACCAAACCUCAACACAACAUGAAGACAACUCGCCACCCGAGCGCGCAACGCGAACGUGGCGCAAGGCGCAUCCGCGCUCACGAGAGCCAGACAAAUAAUUGACGCAAGUGCAUGCUGCAAAGAUGACAUAAGCCACGUCAAUAAUAGACAGAUGUAGAGCACGAGUGUCCAGAUCCCGACACAGGCCAAAAACGAUCCAGACAGGAAGUCAGGAUCCAGACACCGAGCUCCAGACAUGAAACAAGACCGACCGAAGAGUGCAAGGCAGGGAAUACAACCGAAACCGCACGCUCACACAAAGACAGACAAUGAAACACAAGACAGACACGGGACAAUGAUGUCACGGUCCUGUCAGACAAAAAACCCAGCGACAGGACCGUAACACAAACUUUUUACCCUCUCCAACUUCUUUCGGAGUUUGGACAUGUACUUUAUUACCACCUGCUGGUGGAAUCUCCAAACUGCUGAUGCAGCGACUGAGUUUAGACUUUGUUGUACUUUGAAAACAGACAUGGUUCUGAAAUGUCUUAGCGCAGUGACCUAUUCUCAGGAAAAUAGCAAAUUGUGCUUUGCGGCAUUUUAUACUGUAAACAUACAAUACACCCACAGUUUGCGCACAUACACCCACAGAUAGCACAAACACGCAAUUACACACUGCUGCUUCAAGACAUUCGAAAAAUAUAGAUAUUUUAGGGAUGCCAACUUUUCUCCAUACAAAUUUGGUAUUUUGAGGACUUCAAUGUGGGACGUUCUAUCUGAUCAGGAUGGGGGGUCAAUAUGGGAUGUUUCACCGACUGACCAGGGAGGGUCCCCCCUUCCAGUCUGAGUCGCCUAUUGUCCCUUCUUCAAUUGGUGACUUAUACUGGAUAUAUUCAUUUCUGCCAAAACACGGGAAGUCCUGGCUAAUACAGGACAGUUGCCGACCCUAAUUUCAUUGCGCUUUUUAUCUGUUUUAUCUGUCUCUCUCACUGUCGUUCUUUGCUUAUGUUCGGAAUGGAAUACUACUGUGCCGCCUACUGCAUGAUAUAUACUGAAUAAGUAAUAAUAUUUGAUAAAAUAGUAUGUGAAAGAGUACAGCAUAUGUAGCGCUACAGUCAGGGCUGGACUGGAAAGAGAAAUUAGUGGCGGGGGGGGGUUGUGUUCGCUGUCCUUUUCUGCAUAUCGCGGUGCCACUUUGUGGCUUGUUCGGCACGUUUCGCAGCUGAACCACCGGCCCGCUAGGUUCUUCCGAUGGCCAUUACGACCCUGAUCGGCCCAAAAGUGUGUCAGCCCACCGGGAAACUGCCCGGUACACCAGAUUACCAGUCCAGCCUCAAAAUGACCUCAUUUCAAGCAUGUUUAUUUCAAUUAAUCUCAUAAAUAAAUACACUUAUUUUGCUUAAUCCAGUUUUGUGUAAAAAAAUAAAUGUAGAAGGAGAUUAAAAAUAAAAGCUUGCAUUGUUUACGGUUCAUUCAUCAUACUGGAAAAGGAAGGUCAAAUAGAGUACAUUUAAUUUUUGGUUUUCGCUAUAGUAUUCCACGGCAUCUGCUCUUGUUGUAAUCUGUAGGUCAUCUGGUUAUUCCAUGCAUAAAGAAAUGUAACAUUUUGUACAUUAUAAAUUGGAACGUGUAGUAUGGAUGUAUGCCAUUCCGAACAUACCCCAUUAAAAUAAAAAUAUUAAAAAAAUCUAUUUGCUGUUGGUUGGAGCUAAAAGCACAAGGUUCUUCUCAUAUCUGUAUUCUGCUCAUCUUAUAUUCUCUCAGAACUUCAAUUUCAUGAAGGGCUAUGAUCUGGGUUAUCAUUCUUUGGCAUUUAGUGUCUGAUACAGACAGAGAUAAAUCUCAUUUUAGAACAUGAUCAGCAUUAGAGUAUUUGCGUUUAUCUGCUUGUUCUAGUAUAGGCCAGUAUUCUCUUCCUCUAAUUUAUGUUGAUAACUCAUUGACAUUUCCUUUAAAGGAUAGGUCAAUUUAUGUGAAUACCUUCACACAUAUUUUUUGUUUGUUUGUUUGUUUUUAUAAAAUCUUUGUUUUGCAGAUAUAGUUAAUUAGGAUCAUUAAAGGAAUGUUCGGGGUUCAAUACAAACUGACAUAGUCUGUUGCAUCGAUUACCGCUGAAUUGUGUUUAUAAUAAAGGACUAACAAUGGAAAAUUACAGUAACCAAUUUUUGAGAUAUGAGACAAAAUGAUUUAGUCGUAAUCAAUAUUUCACCACAAAUGUUGACAGUUGAACUUUUAUUGAGCCUGGAAUAUUCCUUUAAUUUUAUUAUCCCUAUAAGGAAAUAUAAAGUGUUAUCCUAGCUCAUUUUAGGCCUUUUAAGGUGUAACAAUUGCACCCUAAUUUGGAAAUGUGAAGCAUCCUAAGUUAUUUAUUUAUUUGUAAAGCUGAUGCAUGGUGCUACUGUAACACAGCUAUGGUUUGAGCUCACCUUUAAAAUACAGUACAGAAUUGUUACAAAUUACAUUUCAAAAAGGGAAAAAUUGAAAUAUUUUGGAUAAAAUAUAUUUGCCUUGGAUAUGUUUCAGGGAUAUUUAAUUGAACAUUACUGUUUUUCACUGUUUGAUGUGCUCACUGUGUUUGUUUUUACAUUGUUUUUCAUUAAGACAUUUUGAAAGUGUGUUUACUACAGAGUAAUAUUUAUGUACACGCUUGUUUAUUACGAUUAUUGUGUACACAGUAGCUGGGUAAUGUGUCCUAACAGGACUCCUGUCAAUAUUUGCAAUAAUUUCAAAGCAAACUCAGCCAUCCAGUUAUGAUGAUGAGAUGAUGUGUGUUUCCUGUAUCUGGAUUGUAUACUGUUUAUGGUGAAUAGCAUUUACUUAUUAAAUUAAUUUCACUAUGAGCAUUUAUCAACAUCAGUGUAAAAUCAAGUAGAAAAUAUAAGUGUCAUAAAGAUAACUGCAGGAAAUUAGAAAAUAUACCAAAUAUAAUGUAAACUAUG
Xyrauchen texanus (razorback sucker) is the source of this 6253-nucleotide messenger RNA. Its product is annotated as XK-related protein 5-like. The record is from RefSeq and is a predicted model, not a curated record. Bases 50 to 1966 code for a protein of 638 amino acids. The transcript is spliced from 7 exons. Gene Ontology annotation, biological process: phosphatidylserine exposure on apoptotic cell surface; apoptotic process involved in development; engulfment of apoptotic cell. Lineage: Eukaryota; Metazoa; Chordata; Actinopteri; Cypriniformes; Catostomidae. Gene Ontology annotation, cellular component: plasma membrane.